AUGAUAUGCAUUGACAUGGAGCCGUUUCGUAUUGUAGAACGAGAAGGGUUCAAGCAAUUUGUAUCGGUCGCUGUUUUGGGCUACAAGUUGCCGUCUCGUGACGACCUGCGAGAGAAGUUGCUACCCUCGAAGGUGUCUGCUCUUCAAAGCAAAAUAUCGGCCUCUUUGUCGGGAGCAGAGCACGUGUGCAUUUCUCUCGACGUGUGGACGUCUCCGACUAUGGAAGGCUACCUAGGAGUCGAAGCCACAUUCGUCGACAAUGACUUUACGGCUCACACAUUCCUCCUUACCUUCACUCGACUGACGGGCAGCCACACAGCUGCUCGCAUUCGUUCUGAGUAUGACGCAGCGCUUGUCCAGUGGAACAUAUCAGACAAGGUGCUUCUUGUGGUAACAGAUAAUGCAUCAUCAAUGAUAAAGGCCUUUGCUUUUCCUGGUUGGGGAACGGAAGCAGACGAAGACGCUGACAUCCUCGGCGAGCGCCCGGAGAGCUUAGCCAAGGAGCUUUUAAGCGAAUUUCAUAAGCUGGAGCAAUUCCGAUUUGGUUGCGCCGCCCACAAUCUGCAGCUUGCCGUAAAGGACUCUAUCCGGCAGCUGGGAAUGAUGAGAAAGCUCGCUAGCACUUUUGCCGAUCACUCAGAACUUGCCGACACGUUGCACGCGUGCAAGAAAACAAAACUCUCAACGUACGAACUCAGGCUCAUCACGGACUUGAUAGAGCUGCUUUCACCAGUAGAGGAGGCAUCUGAACUCCUCCAGAAGAGGCAUGAAACGGCCGGACUGCUGCUUCCAGCAUUGAGAAACAUUGACGUUUCCAUCGCUGGAAUCCUCAGCAAAGCCACAUUUCUUUGUAGAGAUAUGGCUAAUGGCUUAAAAGCAAGCAUUCAGAAGCGCUUCGCCGGCGCGUGGAGUGACUCGAUUUUUUUAAUGGCUACACUCCUAGACCCAAGAUUCAAGUCGUCUUGGUGCCCAGCCGCAACCGCUGAGGAGAUGCAUUCUGCUGUGCUUGGAAGGGGGCCCCUCUUGCUAGGUCAUGGCAGCACUAGCAGCGUCCCGACUGUAGACCCCGAGCCCGGGUCUAUUGGAGGAGAGGUUUCACUCUACCUUGCAGAAGGCACUUGUGGAGACGCGAUUACACCUCUUAAGUUUUGGAAAGCCAACGCUGCCCGUUUUCCCCUGCUCGCACGGGUUGCAAGAGCAGUGUUUUCAGUGAAUGCUACGUCAGCUGACGUAGAACGCGUAUUUUCGACGGCGUCGCUCAUAAUGACAGCGAAGCGAAACCGGCUGUCUAGUACCUCGUUCGAACAACUGAUGUUUAUGAAGAGGAACGUAUAG
Molecule: messenger RNA, 1335 nt
Organism: Ixodes scapularis (black-legged tick)
Lineage: Eukaryota; Metazoa; Arthropoda; Arachnida; Ixodida; Ixodidae
Product: E3 SUMO-protein ligase ZBED1-like
Exons: 5
Coding region: 1-1335 (444 amino acids)
Molecular function (GO): protein dimerization activity
Source: RefSeq, a predicted model, not a curated record